GAAAUGCCACCGCAGAAUCUAGACAGCUGCAAGGCGGACUCCGCCUGCCUAAUAGGAGUCGAUCGUUGUCUGCGCCCGAUGGAGCUGCCCGCUGCGCUGAACCGCGGAUUGGCAGAAUUGACUCAUCGACGAUGUGGUUGAAGGUAGGAACAAGGCUUUGAGGCCAGGGUUGAAGGGCAAAGCGCGUUUUGGGAUAGAUGAUGGGAUUGAGUUGGAGGUCUGAGUGAAAAUGCGCAGACUGAAGGCAAGCAGUGCCAGUUGCAUCAGUGCUGAUGGAGAAGGCGCCUCACUUGACCUCACCUCACUUCCCUGCGCCUCUACCUCCACUGUAUUCUGCAUCUAUUUCUUAGCAUCAGUGACAGACAAGACUCUCGAUGCGCAUUCUUAUCACCGUCAAAGCUCAGGACGAUCUCCUGCGCACCACCGUCUCUGUCAUGGACGCUGAUAUUGAGCCAGAGGACGGUCAGGCGCUGCAUGAGCUACAACAUGAACAAACACCUCCUGAGGACGAUACAACCGAAGCAGCGGCCAAGGCUGUUAUGGUCGCUGAUCGUUCCACUGCUCAGUGGUGUGGAAACCUAUCGACCGAAUCCUGCUCAUUCAGACAUUUUCUUACGCCGAAUACAAUCCACAUCACCGUCCAGCUCCUCUCUGUCUUAGCAUUCUGCGCUCUGCUUUUGCCUUACCUGCAAUACACUCGCGCCAAGAAGGCGGUUGUGUGUGAUGCAUGCAAGCAGAAUGCUUGGUCACAGUACGAGAGCAAGCUUGCUCAAUGCGACGCUGAGGGGGCGACACAAUUCGGUUUCCGCGGUAGAGCCCUCGGGUUGAAUUGGAUGGAGUAUGGGACGAUUUUACUUGCUGCGACAGCAUGGCAGUAUGUGGUGUGGCACUUCCAAGGCUGGAUUAUCGUGAGAGUAUGCUUCGUCAAGACUGCGAGCGAAAGUUAUUAGCAGCGAUUGUCCAUACCAAGGCAACGUCACGAGUCAACAGCGAAGGGGCACCCGGUGAUGGUGUCAGAAUUAUGCUGAACAAUGAGACCUUUGCAACGCCAAUUUCAAGCUCUCUUCCAAGAGCCCGCUACCUCCGCAAACAUUGCUUGUCCCCUGGCCGAACUUCUGCUUUAUUUCGCCGUACCAUACACCGUUUUCUUCAUUGCUCAAAACUUGACCAUCAAGCAACACAUAAGCGGGUUCCUGACCCGGUUCCCGUAUGGCCGCGCCGUUGGCACCAGUAUCGGCUAUAUUUGCGGCCGCCGAAUAGACCAGCUUCUUGGUUUCCCUUCUCGGGCUCUGAAGACCGCUUGGAGUGACAAGCAAGAGCUCUGGAUCAUCUCCCGAGGAUGGAUUCAAUGGUGCCCACGUCUUUCUUGUGUCGGGAGACGCCAAUGCGGUGUCCAGCACCUGGGUAUUGAGAGCCAUUCCCGGCGAACGCAAGAACAAUGCCUGAUCAUAAUCCCACCGCCCCCACUGCAGCUCCCCGAGUAAUUGCGACCUGACGUCCCAUGCUUCGUAUAUCCUUACUGGGUGAUAGAUGAGGCUGUGCAGCUCCUGGAUCUCGCGC
Molecule: messenger RNA, 1560 nt
Organism: Cladophialophora immunda
Lineage: Eukaryota; Fungi; Ascomycota; Eurotiomycetes; Chaetothyriales; Herpotrichiellaceae
Exons: 3
Coding region: 375-950 (191 amino acids)
Source: RefSeq, a predicted model, not a curated record